Vidua chalybeata is the source of this 786-nucleotide messenger RNA. RefSeq names its product pancreatic and duodenal homeobox 1 (gene PDX1). Gene Ontology annotation, molecular function: RNA polymerase II cis-regulatory region sequence-specific DNA binding; DNA-binding transcription factor activity, RNA polymerase II-specific. Lineage: Eukaryota; Metazoa; Chordata; Aves; Passeriformes; Viduidae. Gene Ontology annotation, biological process: type B pancreatic cell differentiation; regulation of transcription by RNA polymerase II. The transcript has 2 exons. The record is from RefSeq and is a predicted model, not a curated record. Gene Ontology annotation, cellular component: nucleus. The coding region runs from base 1 to 786 and encodes 261 amino acids.
AUGAACACCGACGAGCAGUAUUACGCCUCGGCGCAGCUCUACAAGGAGUCGUGUGCGUUUCAGAGAGCCCAAGCGCAGGACUACAACCCCAGCCCCCCCGCCUGCCUGUACAUGGGCAGGCAGCAGCAGACUCCUUAUUCCAGCGCCUUAGGGGCUCUCGAGCAAGGCAGCCCUCCAGACAUUUCACCUUACGAGGUGCCCCCCAUCACUGAGGAUGCCGGGGUCUCCCAUCUUCAUCACCAUCACCACCACCACCCUCAUCUUCCUCCUCCUCACCAGGACGCGCUGCCUUUUGCAGACGGGGCAGACACGGGGGCUAUAGAGGAACCCCGAAUGCAGGUACCUUUCGCCUGGAUGAAGUCCACCAAAUCGCACGCCUGGAAGGGACAGUGGACCGGUGGAUCCUACAUGGUGGAACCGGAGGAGAACAAGCGGACGAGGACGGCAUACACGCGGGCGCAGCUUCUGGAACUGGAGAAGGAGUUUCUCUUCAACAAGUACAUCUCCAGGCCGCGGCGGGUGGAGCUGGCUGUCAUGUUGAACUUGACCGAGAGGCACAUCAAGAUCUGGUUCCAGAACCGGCGGAUGAAGUGGAAGAAAGAAGAAGACAAAAAGCGAGGGGCGGGCAACAGCAAUGACCCCGAGCAAGACUGCGUUGUGUCCCCCGGGGAGCUGCAGACCAAGGAGGAUCUCCAGCCGUGCCCCGCCGGGAACCUUCCCUCGGGAGCUUCCAGGGACCUUCUCGCCCCCAGCCUGGUCUCAAGAAGGCAGCAGGACUCGCGGUGA